Messenger RNA from Aspergillus steynii IBT 23096, 3731 nucleotides. Its product is annotated as KAR9 family protein. Gene Ontology annotation, biological process: mitotic spindle orientation checkpoint signaling; establishment of spindle localization; nuclear migration along microtubule. NCBI's taxonomy places the organism in Eukaryota, Fungi, Ascomycota, Eurotiomycetes, Eurotiales, Aspergillaceae. Gene Ontology annotation, cellular component: spindle pole body; mating projection tip; cell cortex. The coding region runs from base 210 to 3545 and encodes 1111 amino acids. The record is from RefSeq and is a predicted model, not a curated record. The transcript has a single exon.
AGUACAGUUGUCUGCUCCACCGUUAACUAAUCGCAUUCCCGCCCAAAGAAAGGGGCCACAUUCCGCCCCAAAGACGUUGGCCGCUUCUCAGCCCAUCAACCACAUUCCACCGCUGCUCUUCGUUGGCUCGACCCCUCUCGCUCUGCAUUGCAUCCUUGUUUGAUUGACUCUUCCGUAGGGCAGUCGUCUCGCGCAUUGCAUUGUCCCCCAUGCUUGCCAUGUUCGCCGGGUCGACUUCCUCCGACCCUGCGGAUGUCCAUGUCAACACGUCGCAAGAGCUGCAGCACUCACCACCACCACCACCGCCGCCUCCUCCACCACAUCCAGAGAAGCAGCCUGAAGAAACCUCACCAUCGCAUCAGUCUGACCUCUCCUCGCCGCCGCCGCCGCCGCCCGUCCUCUCCGUCUCGACCCCAGAAGAAUCGCUCCCCCGACGCAUCAAGUCCAAAUCAUCCCUACGCAGCGUGCGCAGUUUCGGCAGCAGCUUAAACGACGAAGAUCCCGCCGAUGAGACGCCCGAGCAGCCUGGGUCCGACAAAUCCCUCAUCCGCCCGUCCAUCCUGCGCCGACUGUCUCCGGGCCUGGCCGCUCGCGUCAAACUCCUAGACGGCAGUCACAGCAAGAGCGCCGCCAACUCCCGCAACCCCGGCGCCGUCGGCCGCAUCCCCGAAGAGCACAUUAAAGAGCUGGAUACGCUGCACCAGAACCUGUCGGCGUCCAUCAAGGUCGAGAAGAAAGGUCGUUCGUGGAAUGCUCUGCAUCUGAUCGGCAAGGACAGGAAGCAGCAGGGUGGCUCGGACCUCCUGGAAGUCAUCGAACCGGAGUUACUAGAGGUGCCGUCGCCCGAAGCGUUGGAGUCGUUGGAAUUAGAACGCGAGGCCUUGGACGAACCGACGCGACUCCCGUCGGAGGCGGACGCGCAGAUUGUUGAGACCGCCUCAGAAUCCACGGAAGACCAGGUUGAACCAACGAACGCAGUCGAAACUACUGAUACCGCGGAUACUACAGACACUACAGACCCUGUUCAGACAGCCGAGACGGUAAAUACCGUUGAGACCCCCGAGCAAGAAGCCAACGAAUCUCCGGCCAUGUCUGUUGCUGAACCUCUCCCGGCGCCGACGCUGCCCGCGCCCGUUGAGCCGGCCCCCCAGCAGUCAGAACCAGAGCCAGAGCUUGCGCAAGAACCGACGGAUUUCGAGAAAUAUAUCCAGCGCACCAGCGAAAAAGAAUCCGACAACCCCCCUCCCCCUCCUCCCAAGGACUCCCCGCUCGAAUCGGACAACAACUCCGCGUACUUCCGCCCCAGCAGCCUUCACCGCGCCGAUUCGAUCUUCUCCUUCUCGCGAGCCUCCUUCAGCAACCAACUCUCCCAGCUAACCUCCAUCUCCCUACCCCAAGCUUCCUCGUUAGCGUCGAGCAUUGCCGCCAUUCCGAAUGCACCCCUGGCCGUCAAGUCCCUGACCGGAGCCGCCGACCAGAUCCAGAUAUGGAUCAAGAAAGCGACCAGCGUACUAGAGGGUCUGGAUGCCGACGACGACGUGGAGUGGGCGGCGGCGGGAGGGCGAGACGGUCUGGAUGACGUGGAUAACGCCAUCACGACAUUUGAGGGUCUCAUCAACGUUUACGUGAAAGCGAUUGAAGACGUGCAAACCCGGCAGGAUAUCGAGAACGUGGAGCCCGACAGUCUGAAGACGAUCGUGACGCAGAUGGACUUCAUCAUCCAGCACUGGACGCAGAUCAAGUCGCGCCUGCGAUCCGUGAAGAGUCAGGUGGAACUGGCCAUGGAGUGGGAGGAGCUGUGGAACAACAUUCUUGGAGACGUGGGCGCCGAGGUCGGGAACCUCACGCAGCUGAUCUUCCAGAUGGAGGAGAAGCGGCACUUGGUUAUGGCCGGCUCGCAGUCGCCCGGAAACAACGGCGUCGAUAUCAACGAACUAGAGACGAUCGUCGAAGAGACCCCUGGCGGCGGGCCCCGGGCCAGCAAACGACUGAGCGUGGAGCCCAUCUUCUCCGUUCCCCCGGCGCUCGACACCCCCAUCAUUCAAACGCCCCAGGAGGACAACUUCCACGGCGAUCUGAUCGGUCUGUUCGCCCGCAUCCAGCCCCUGCGGGCGUCGUUGGAUUUCCUGCCCAUGCGCUUGUCCAUGUUCCAGUCCCGGGCCGAUGCCGUGUUUCCCAGCGCCUGCCAGGAUCUGCAGCAGGGCAUCGAGCGACUGGAAGGGCGAUAUAAGAUGCUGGAACAAGAAGCGGAGGACCUGCGCAAGGAGCUCAGCGAGGAUCGGUGGAUUCUGGUGUUCCGGAACGCCGGCUCGCAGGCGCAGAAGAUGUUCCAAUCCGUGGAGCGCAGCAUCUCGAAGCUGCAGGAGGCGCUAGAGUCGGGGGCCAUCUUCAACAACCCCGCCGGACUGGCCAAACGGAUUGAAAGCUACGAGGCCAAGAAGCAGCACUACGUGGCGGCGAUUGAGCGAGUGGUUUCGAUCAUCCACAAGGGGGUCAAGGACCGGCUGACGCUGAACGGCGAGACCCUGACGCUCCUGUCGGAUAUGACGUCCAAGCUGGACGCGCUGAAAGCCAGCAUCAAAGUGAUGGACGCCUCGUUAGAGGACGUGCACAUCGCCCGCAGCCAGCAGCUCCGCGACUCGAUCUCGAGCAUCGUCACGAUGGACAGCCCGGCGACGGGCAGCGUGGCCGACACGCCGGGCAGCUCGCCAGCUUCGUCGGUCGUGAUGACCCCCGGCAACCGCAAGGGCGCGUCCACGCCGCUAGGAGGGUCCAGUCGACGCGGCAGCUCGGUCAGCUCGGCGGCUCGCACGACCAUGUCCAAGGUGCGCCGCUACUCGGGGCUCCCCCAGGCCACGGCCACGUUGACGGGGAAGAAAUCAGCCAUUCCCAAGCCCUCGCUGGGCGUACCGUCUCCCACGAAGACCAACGGCGCUGCCACCCCGACACCGGCGUCGCGCAAACCGGCGACACGUCCUGCGGCGCCCCCCAUUCCGGGCCGUCCGCGAUGGAACAUCAGCACGAACACCAACGACCUGGAUGUCGGCUUCAAGCCCACUCCUUUUCGGAAAUCCUCUGCUCCCAACAACACCGCCUCGAACGGCCGCACCCCCCGACCCGCCUCCACGCUUCCCUUCUCCCGGUCGCGACGAGAUCUCUCUGCAUCUCCCGCUCCCUCCACCGCUCGAUCUGUCAGCCGCGUUUCUAGCCGGCUUACGUCGCGCAGCCCGGCGCCUCCGCCGUCUCCUUCUCCCGGCUCUUCUCUUCUGGAUCCUCCGCCGUACAGCAAACUGCGACGACCGGCGGGUCUGGACAACACGCCGCGGAACCGACAGAGCUUCGCCGGCACGCCGUUCAGCCGCAGCGUGUCGCAGCAGCACAGCAACGGCCUGCUCAGUCCGACCAAGACCGACCGCCCUGGCACCGCAUUGGGCCAUUCGGGCAGCCGUCGCAUCAGCCUGCUUCCUCUGCCUAAGGAGCGUUCCGGACGAGACAGCGCUACGGGGUCUCGCAGCAAGCUUGCUGACCGGCCGCGGUGGCGGUAGCCUUCGAACUGAUUUGUACUUUGCACUUGCCCUCUUGCAUUUCCGGCCGUUUUGAUUUAUCGUUCUACAUUGCAUGUAUUAUCAGCAUCGGGAUUGAGGAGUCAUAUACCAAGUCGUUUGCAGGACAGAUUGCGCUUGAUUCCCCACUCGCAUUGUGAUUAGCGUUCUUUGAUGUAUUCAUUUAGG